Messenger RNA from Exophiala xenobiotica, 969 nucleotides. RefSeq lists its product as uncharacterized. The transcript has 2 exons. The record is from RefSeq and is a predicted model, not a curated record. NCBI's taxonomy places the organism in Eukaryota, Fungi, Ascomycota, Eurotiomycetes, Chaetothyriales, Herpotrichiellaceae. Gene Ontology annotation, molecular function: zinc ion binding; oxidoreductase activity. Bases 1 to 969 code for a protein of 322 amino acids.
AUGCCAUCAGCGGUUCCUGCCCAAGUGCCCACCUCAUCAGCUGCCGCGGUGCAGGAUGCCAGCACAAAAAUCAUCUCAACGACGCAACGGACUACGCCGGUGCCAAAAUCGACCCAGGUCCUUGUCAGGGUGAACUACACAGGAGUUUGCGCGUCCGACCUGCAUCUGAGCAGGCGAGACCUGCCUUAUCUUCAACCUACCGUAUCCAUUGCUGGACAUGAAGGUACUGGAGAGAUUGCCUCCCUAGGACCCGAGGUCGACUCUACGACUUGGAACGUGGGCGACCGUGUGGCGAUCCGAUGGCUGCAUAAGUACGCCUUGGCCGACUCGGAGUAUCUCGUUCGCAUUCCCGAGGGCGUCAGUGACGCUGACGCUGCGCCGAUACUGUGCGCCGGGGUGACAGUCUUCAAGGCGCUGAAACUAGCGCAGUUACGAAAAGGAUCCUGGGUUGCUAUUGCCGGAGCGGGCGGGGGCCUCGGGCAUCUUGCGAUCCAGUACGCGCGAGCGAUGGGACUGCGACCGCUUGCGUUGGAUGCAAAGAAGCGUGGCAUUUGCUUGAGUAUCGGCGCGGAAGCUUAUCUCGACGUACUGGAGACGAGCGACUGCAUCGCCGAGGUGCAGAAAUUGACAGACGGCGGCGCAUCUGGAGCACUAAUAUGUGCAUCAAACGGAAGGGCAUACGCCGAUGCAGUCAAGUACCUCCGCCGGGCAGGGACACUGGUCUGCAUCGGAUUGCCUCCGAAGCCAUCGCCUAUACCGGUGCUGCCAGAAGACUUCAUAGCGAGGGGCAUCAAAAUCAUGGGAACGUCGACGGGCACGUUGAAGGAUACUGAAGAAGCCUUGAAAUAUGUGGCACGUGGUGAAGUGAAGCCAAGGCUGGUCGAGAGAUCAUUGGACGAUAUUGAACAGGUGUUGCGGGACAUUGAGGAGGCGAAAGUCGAGGGGAGGGUUGUCAUCAAGAUAGAGUGA